Aspergillus brunneoviolaceus CBS 621.78 is the source of this 868-nucleotide messenger RNA. RefSeq lists its product as uncharacterized. The transcript is spliced from 2 exons. The coding region runs from base 203 to 679 and encodes 158 amino acids. The record is from RefSeq and is a predicted model, not a curated record. NCBI's taxonomy places the organism in Eukaryota, Fungi, Ascomycota, Eurotiomycetes, Eurotiales, Aspergillaceae.
CUUCCACCCUAUUUAUCUUAGUCUUCCCCGAAUUUGUCAUUCUUCCCACUUUGUUUUGUGUCUUCUAACCUACCAUUGACAAUAGCCCAUAUUCAUAAUGAUUUCGACGUCUUCAAACGCGCUGGGUGCUCUAGCACUCUUCCUUGUUUCAGCCCAAGCCCUUGAAUGGGGUACAUACGCCUGCAUGAAGAGUUCUGGGGACAUGACCAAACUAGGCUCGUCGCCAUACCAAUCUGCCGGCUUGUGCCAGGACUUGUGCGAGAAAGAGAAGGGUUAUUUCUUUGCCUUGCAAGGCGAAGGCUGCUGGUGUGGCAGUCAGCCCCCCGCCUUUGGUAGUAUGGGUGGUUCGUGUGAUACGGAUUGUCCAGGCUAUCCCGAUGACAAGUGUGGAGGCGACGGCACUUAUUCGGUCUGGGAAUUGGAGGAGGACUAUUCGAAUCCUAGUCUGGAGUCGAACACCGCGACGAUGACCUCAACAGCAGUGACAUCCUCUUCUGCUUCCUCCGCCUCCUUCUCUUCUUCUUCUCCUUCGUCCGCUGAUUCUGGGGUCGUGACAUCGAGCUCAGCGACGGUGGCCUCCUCGUCUGCUGCCAUCCCAUCAGCUACUACUACUACGCCAGUGGCUCAAUCUGUUCAUACUAAUGCGGCCAGCCGCCCCUCCAAGUUCCUGUUUUUCUAAUUCUAUCAGUGGGCAAAGGUGGUCGAACGCAAAUGUGAUUUUUGUUGAAAUAUGUACAAUAAUAUUUCGAACUGCAUCUGCAGAUCCUAGGAUUCCAUUUCGCUCGUUUUAUAGCCUCGCCCUCGAUACCUUGCCCAGCGGCAGAAGCUAGCUUAAGGUAUCAUGAUAAGCCUAAUACUAUAUUGCGCA